CUCGUUCUUCUUCCUCUCGAGCAAUUCCUCUGUUUCUUCCUCUCGGGCGAUAUGUCGACCUCCUCGUCAGCCCCCCGUUCCACGUGGCCGGUGUAUGGUCCAGUGCCGAUGACUCGAUGCACUGACUACCCACGGACUGCGCCACUGAAGCGGUUGACUUCGAAGGAGGAGAAGAAUGGGAACUUUGGGCGCGAGUUCGUCAAAUGCGAGAGCAAGCCGGAGGGGCAGAUCGUGAAGAAAUGCCACCAUUUCGAGUGGAUGGAUGAUUACAUCCAGAGGCUUCAAGGGUUGGGCUUGCUGGAUUCGAGGGGGAAUGCAAUCCGCGAGUUCAAUCUGCCCCAUGACAGUGCCGCUCCGGCAGCAGCAGCGCGUCCGGAAUACCCGACGGUGGUAGAUGUCAAAAACUGA
Molecule: messenger RNA, 408 nt
Organism: Aegilops tauschii subsp. strangulata
Lineage: Eukaryota; Viridiplantae; Streptophyta; Magnoliopsida; Poales; Poaceae
Source: RefSeq, a predicted model, not a curated record